Messenger RNA from Odocoileus virginianus texanus, 4136 nucleotides. RefSeq names its product ectonucleotide pyrophosphatase/phosphodiesterase 2 (gene ENPP2). The record is from RefSeq and is a predicted model, not a curated record. Lineage: Eukaryota; Metazoa; Chordata; Mammalia; Artiodactyla; Cervidae. Gene Ontology annotation, biological process: estrous cycle; immune response; phosphatidylcholine catabolic process. Gene Ontology annotation, molecular function: phosphodiesterase I activity; calcium ion binding; scavenger receptor activity.
CCCUCUCCCCUUGUCUCAGUGGAAAAAUCAGAGUGAUGCCACUUUCCAGACCAGCUGUCUCCAGAGCAUCUCUGCAGACCCGCACCACAGCUGUCCUCCUCGCACUAAAAUUCUGGUACACUGACUCCUUGUUCAGGGCUCUCUUUACAGUCUCACAGCCCUUUCCCCUUUCAUUCAGUAUUUCACCAUCUGGAAGUGUCCAGAAAAAGGAGGGGAAAAGACUCUGACCAAGACCAGGGAUGGACUCAGAGCAGCCUCAGGAAUCCCUGGGCUUGUUCCAGCACUUCAGAGUGGCCAGUCUGCUUCUCGCAGCAUCCUUUUAGCAGUUGGCAAAGAGGAGAAAUCAGACAAUAAAACAAUGUAGUCUAUGAACUCAAGGUAUCUGUGGACAUCCUUAACUUUUAACACUUUUUUUUAACACUUCCUAACACUUUUAUAAUCCAAAAAUUAGAAUAGUUAUCUUUGCUCUAUGUUAUUACACAUUAUCACUAUGUAGGUGCUUCUGUGUUGUAAUUCAGUUAGUGGGGUGGGUCACUCAGCAGGGAGGUGGGUGCUUUGUGGGUGCACCCAGGAUGUGGUUGAAAAACCCCAGCAGAUUUCACUUUCUGGUUGGGUGAUUGGGUAAAUAUCUUAUUUUUCUGGAGCUGCUUUUUCAUUCUGUGUAGAAUGGUAGUCGUAGGAGAGCCUUCCUGGCAUUGUUUGGGAGGUCAAAUGACAGACUGAUUGUCCAAAGGUCUUUGUCAACUGUUGCAAGCUUCAGGGGGAGAAAUUGGGGGUAUUAUUUCCCGGAGUGUGAGAGGACUUUAUAGGAGGCACUGCCCGCGUUUAACCUGGAAAUGCUAAUUCAGGGAACUCACCAACCGCGCGGCAGGAAACCCCGGGGAGAGGCCGGGGCCGGAUGCAGGAGCAAUGGUAAUAUCUUUGUUCACUUUUGCUGUUGGUGUCAAUAUCUGCUUAGGAUUCACAGCAAAUCGAAUUAAGAGGGCAGAAGGAUGGGAUGAAGGUCCUCCUACAGUGCUAUCAGACUCCCCCUCGAUCAACAUCUCCGGCUCUUGCAAGGGCAGAUGCUUCGAGCUUCAAGAGGCCGGACCCCCCGAUUGUCGCUGCGACAACCUGUGUAAGAGCUACAGCAGCUGCUGCCUUGACUUUGACGAGCUCUGCCUGAAGACAGCUGGCGGCUGGGAGUGUACCAAGGACAGAUGCGGAGAAGUAAGAAACGAAGACCAUGCCUGUCACUGCUCAGAGGACUGCUUGGCCAGGGGAGACUGCUGCACUAACUACCAAGUGGUUUGCAAAGGAGAGUCUCAUUGGGUAGAUGAUGACUGUGAGGAAAUAAAGACCCCAGAAUGUCCUGCAGGGUUUGUUCGCCCUCCACUGAUCAUCUUCUCUGUGGACGGUUUCCGCGCAUCGUACAUGAAGAAAGGCAGCAAGGUCAUGCCUAACAUUGAAAAGCUGAGGUCUUGUGGCACUCACUCUCCCUACAUGAGGCCUGUGUACCCAACAAAAACUUUCCCUAACUUAUACACUUUGGCCACUGGGCUGUAUCCAGAAUCACAUGGAAUUGUUGGUAAUUCCAUGUAUGAUCCUGUAUUUGAUGCACAUUUCAAUCUUCGAGGGCGAGAGAAAUUUAACCAUAGGUGGUGGGGAGGUCAACCGCUAUGGAUUACAGCCACGAAGCAAGGGGUGAACGCUGGGACAUUCUUCUGGCCUGUGGUGAUCCCUCACGAGCGGAGGAUACUGACCAUCCUGCAGUGGCUGACCCUGCCGGACCACGAAAGGCCUUCAGUAUAUGCCUUCUAUUCCGAACAGCCUGAUUUCUCUGGACACAAGUAUGGCCCCUUUGGCCCUGAGGAGAGUAGUUAUGGUUCACCUUUUACUCCGGCUAAGAGACCUAAGAGGAAGGUUACCCCUAAGAGGAGACAGGAAAGACCAGUUACUCCUCCAAAGAAAAGAAGAAGAAAAGUACAUAGGAUGGAUCAUUAUGCCGCGGAAGCUCGUCAGGACAAAAUGACGAAUCCUCUGAGGGACAUUGACAAAACCGUGGGACAGUUAAUGGACGGACUGAAACAACUGAAGCUGCAUCGCUGUGUGAAUGUCAUCUUCGUUGGAGACCAUGGAAUGGAAGAUGUCACAUGUGAUAGAACAGAAUUCUUGAGCAAUUACCUGACUAAUGUGGAUGAUAUUAUUUUAGUGCCAGGAACUCUAGGAAGAAUUCGACCCAAAUUCAACAAUCAUGCUAAAUAUGACCCUAAAGUCAUUAUUGCUAAUCUCACGUGUAAAAAACCAGACCAGCACUUUAAGCCUUACAUGAAACAGCACCUUCCCAAACGUUUGCACUAUGCCAACAACAGAAGGAUUGAAGACGUCCAUUUACUGGUGGAGCGCAGAUGGCAUGUUGCAAGGAAACCUCUGGAGGUUUAUAAGAAACCAUCAGGGAAAUGUUUUUUCCAGGGAGACCAUGGAUUUGAUAACAAGGUCAACAGUAUGCAGACUGUUUUUGUAGGUUAUGGCCCAACAUUUAAGUACAAGACCAAAGUGCCUCCAUUUGAAAACAUUGAACUUUACAAUGUUAUGUGUGAUCUCCUGGGAUUGAAGCCAGCUCCGAAUAACGGGACCCACGGGAGUUUGAACCAUCUCCUGCGUACCAACAUCUUCAGACCAACUAUGCCAGAGGAAGUCACUAGACCCAACUACCCAGGAAUUAUGUACCUUCAGUCUGAUUUUGACUUGGGCUGUACCUGUGAUGAUAAGCUAGAGCCAAAGAACAAAUUGGAUGAACUCAACAAGCGCCUCCAUAUCAAAGAGUCCACAGAAGCUGAAACCAGGAAAUUCAGAGGCAGCAAAAAUGAAAUCAAGGAAAACGUUAAUGGAAAUUUUGAACCUAGAAAAGAGAGACAUCUCCUCUAUGGACGGCCUGCUGUGCUCUAUCGGACUAGAUAUGAUAUCUUAUAUCACACUGACUUUGAAAGCGGUUAUAGUGAAAUAUUUCUAAUGCCACUCUGGACAUCAUACACUGUUUCCAAACAGGCUGAGGUCUCUGGCAUCGCUGAACACCUGACCAACUGUGUCCGGCCUGAUGUCCGUGUUUCUCCGAGUUUCAGUCAGAGCUGUUUGGCCUACAAAAAUGAUAAACAGAUGUCCUAUGGAUUCCUCUUUCCUCCUUAUCUGAGCUCGUCCCCAGAAGCUAAAUAUGAUGCAUUCCUUGUAACCAAUAUGGUUCCAAUGUAUCCUGCUUUUAAACGCAUCUGGAGUUAUUUCCAAAGGGUUCUGGUGAAGAAAUAUGCUUCAGAAAGAAAUGGGGUUAAUGUGAUAAGUGGACCAAUUUUUGACUAUGACUACGAUGGCCUACAUGACACACAAGACAAAAUCAAACAGUACGUGGAGGGCAGCUCCGUCCCCGUGCCCACCCACUACUACAGCAUCCUCACCAGCUGCCUGGACUUCACGCAGCCCGCCGACCGCUGCGACGGGCCGCUCUCCGUGUCCGCCUUCGUGCUGCCCCACAGGCCCGACAACGACGAGAGCUGCAACAGCUCAGAGGAUGAGUCGAAAUGGGUGGAAGAGCUUCUCAAGAUGCACACAGCGCGGGUGCGAGACAUCGAGCAUCUCACCAGCCUGGACUUCUUCCGCAAGACCAGCCGCAGCUACCCGGAAAUUCUGACCCUAAAGACGUACCUGCAGACGUAUGAGAGCGAGAUCUAGCCUUCCAGCCCUCUGCGCCGCAGGCUUAUCAACUGGUGUAUAUUUUUAUAUUGUUUUUGUAUUUAUUAAUUUGAAACCAGGACAUUAAAAAAAAAUGCUAGUAUUUUAAUCCUGUACCAAAUCUGACAUCUUACGCCUGACUGACUCCACUGUUUUCCUCUAAUGCUUGAUUUAGGUAGUCCUGUGUUUUGAGUAGAGCUUGUAAUAAUUACUGCAGCUUGCAUUUUUAGUGGAAGCUUCUAAAUGGUGCUGCAUAUUCCAUAUUUGCAUUGAGGAAAUCUCAGUCUUCCAAUGCACAGUUGCCACAUUUAGUCCCGUACUGUGUUAAAAUACUGAUUUUGUAAAGUUGCAUUCAUUUAUUAUUGUUAAUUAUGACAGACAUUUAAACCUUAUAGACCAAUCGUAAAUAUAAUAAAUCACACAUUCAGUUUUUU